Molecule: messenger RNA, 2334 nt
Organism: Cyphellophora attinorum
Lineage: Eukaryota; Fungi; Ascomycota; Eurotiomycetes; Chaetothyriales; Cyphellophoraceae
Product: Outward-rectifier potassium channel TOK1
Exons: 1
Coding region: 1-2334 (777 amino acids)
Biological process (GO): potassium ion transmembrane transport; stabilization of membrane potential
Cellular component (GO): membrane
Molecular function (GO): potassium ion leak channel activity
Source: RefSeq, a predicted model, not a curated record
AUGAACGAUCCUGGGCUUGACGGACCCAUCGGGAAUGCAGAUGAGCGUGUCAAAGAGGAAUACCACGACGAGAGGGAGGACGAGGAUGACACAGACCCCGACGAGGACGAGGAACAGAACUAUCUCAUACCGACAAGAUGGUGGUACGCAUCGACAGCAUGUCCUCUGGCGGCAGGUACAUUUGGACCUAUGGCCAACGCGUUCAGUAUCUGCGCGCUGGUCGAGAACUGGAGGGUCUACGUCCCUCCUGGGGGCAGUGCCGACCAUGGCAUAGACGUCAAAGACCCAAGAUGGCUCAUCGCGAUCAAUGCGGUAUCACUGGCAUGUGCGCUCAUCGCUAAUCUAUCGCUACUGCUGAACAUGGCUCGACGCGUGCCGUUCGCCAUUGCGCAACCUAUCACUAUCAUCGGAUUCUGGGUUGCCUCUGUACUGCUGAUUGCACUCAUCUCUGUGGCGAACACCAGCAUCUUCGACCUGCCUAAUGGCGAGAACAAGGGAUUGAGUGGUGCAUACUACUACGCCAUUUUUGCCGCGGGACUCUACCAGAUCAUCUCGUACUUGAUGUGUGCAACGGUCUAUGGGGCGUACACCGGCCACUACAGCAAGGAGUUCAAGCUCACCGUUGCUCAGCGGACGCUCAUGCUCCAGACUAUCUCUUUCCUGGUAUGGCAACACCUAUGGGCCCUCGGAUACUCUCAUAUAGAAGGUUGGCACUACCUGGAUGCUGUCUACUGGGCCGACUUCACGUCGUUGACCAUUGGAGUUGGGGGCACGUUCGUGCCCAAGACGCAUACAGGACGGUCUCUUCUGUUCUUCUUCGCGCUCGGCGGAGUUGUGAUCCUUGGUCUACUCGUCGGCUCGAUUCGAUCUCUAGUGCUGGACCGCGGUAAAGAGAAGAUCGAGGCUCGGAUGACCGAGAAAGCCCGGCAAAGACUCGUUCACCGCGUGGCCAGAGCCAUCGAGCGGCAGGAUAAAGCCCCGAAGCGCCCACUCAAUUUCCUCCACAUCCACAAGCUGAACGACACCAUUAGGAAAGCUCUGGUUCUGCAGCCCGGCACGGAGAAAAUGACGGAAAAGACUAGACGACACUACGAAUUCGAAGCAAUGCGUCGAAUCCAGUACGUGGCAUCAGCUCGACGGCGAUAUUUCAGCCUUUGCAUCUCUGUCUUCGCUUUCGCAUUUCUCUGGUUCAUUGGAGCGUUAGUCUUCUACAAAGCCGAGUACACGCAGAACUGGAGUUACUUCGCAUGCAUAUACUUCUCGUAUACCACUCUGUUGACCAUCGGCUACGGAGACUACGAGCCCAUGAGCCACGCAGGCAAAGCAUUCUUCGUCUUCUGGACUCUUUUGGCCAUUCCGACGUUGACGAUUCUGAUCUCUAACAUGGGCGACACAGUCGUCAAAUGGGUCAAGGACGUGACGAUCUGGGUUGGUGAGGUCACAGUCCUCCCGAGCAGUGAAUCUACGAUCCUCGACCGUCUGAAGUACGGAGCACUCAAGGCCAUUUUUGGCAAACGCGUUGCAAGGGAGAGGCACACUCAACGCAUAUCAGCACGACAAGGCCGUGAUGAGGACACCGAGGCUGGUGAGAAUGUCGCACAGCCGCCUGGUAGGAUACUUGGGCUCAAGCAACUCCGAAAGCGACACAAGCAGGACAAACAAAAGAGCAGAGAUACCAUGGACCCGAACGAACGCCUGGCCGCAGACUACGCAGAAGAAGAAGGGAAUGAGGAGGAAGAUGCUAAGCAGCAUGGCAACAAAGUCGCUGAGGACGAGCAUCAUCUACGGCGCCAGCUGCUAGAGGAGAUUCGGAAGGUGUACGCCGACUCGAACGCCGCAGAGCCCAAGCAGUAUACUUAUGAUGAAUGGGUAUACUACAUCGCGCUCCUAGGCCAAGACGAGGGAGACAGCAAGUAUCAUAGACAGCCCAACGCCGCAGACGAUGCACCAGGCUCGCAUUCAGGAAAGGGUCACGCAUCUGGGCCGGACAGCCCAACAAGUCCGAAAAGUCAACGGCAUAUGGCAUCACUGGACGAUGACGGACCGCUACCAGAUCCUGAAUCAUUCCAGUGGUCAUGGGUCGGUCAACGCAGUCCUUUGAUGAACGAGAAGAGUGAGCCUGAAUGGCUAUUGGACCGGCUGUUCAGAAAGCUCGAAGCUAGUCUGCAGAAGCAGCUUCCCGCGAACGAUGGCAGCACUCCCCCACAACGGAAUGGAGAUACAAACCGGGAGAGACCGGAGUCGGCGCAGAGCUCGUCGACUGAAGCUGCUCUAGAGGUGAGUCCGAGUGAUUGGUCUGAGAAAGUGAAUGACGAGAAGAAGGAGCUAGGUUGA